Molecule: messenger RNA, 1155 nt
Organism: Cariama cristata (Red-legged seriema)
Lineage: Eukaryota; Metazoa; Chordata; Aves; Cariamiformes; Cariamidae
Gene: MAB21L4
Product: chromosome unknown open reading frame, human C2orf54
Exons: 5
Source: RefSeq, a predicted model, not a curated record
AUGGCGGCCAGCGCUUCCCACUGGCACAGCUACAUCGGGGUGAUCGUGUCCCGUGAGAGGCAGCGGAUGGAGCAUUUCCAGCAGGCCGAGGAUAUCCUGCUGACCCUGCUGGAGGGUGUCCAUGCCAGGGAGCCCCGUUUCCUCGUGGACUAUGCCAGGAACCUGGAAGCCUUCGAAUUCGCUCUCAACGCCUCCGAGGAUGCUGUCACCGUGGAGGUCCCCCUGCGCAUUGAUGGCAAUGCCUUGCGGGUGCUGGCGUGCCAGCCCGGGGACACCCCGGCUGGGCACCAUCUGGGGUUGGGCACCUGCUAUCUGGAAGUGCCCUCUUCAGGGACCGACUUGGAGGACUGGACCAGUGCCGUGGGUGUGAUGGAGCAGGGAUGUGGUGUGGGGUGCCUGGUUCCGGGCAAAGUCCUCCAGCACCUGAAAGAGCUCCUUGUUUCGGCCAUCGUGCGCUGCCAACGCCACUUCCUGCUUCAGCCAGGUGACCUCAGUGCUGAAAAACUGCAGGAAGAUGCCAUGGAGCUCUCGCUGCUGAUCCGCGGUGGCUGGAAGACCAUCCGCUUUGACAUCAUCCCCGUGGUGAGGAGGUGGCAGGAGCCGUUCCGGCUCAAGGGGCGGCAGAGCAACAGGGGCUUCCCUAAAGGCACCCUCCAGAAGGCCACAGAAGAAGCUCACUUCGUCCCGGCCUCUCCCCACUGCUGGAGAUCCUCCACUCACCUCCCCAUCCUGAAGCUGGUCCAGGCAGUGGACAUGCAGAAGGGACCCCGUCUGGACAGCCUUCGCCUACUCGACCAGCUCCGCUGCCAGGACUGGGGAGAGGAGGGGGGGAAAUGUGGUCUCACCUUCAACCAUCUGAAGAUGGUGCUGCUGUGGAGCACGGAGCUCUUCCCCUCCCCAGAGGACUGGCAGGACCUGGAGGGCUCAGUCUACCGGCUCUUGGUGAUCCUCCUCCGCUGCCUGGCCACCCGGCACCUGCCCCACUUCCUGCACCCAGAGGAGAACCUCUUCCAAGGAGAGGCCUUCGACUUCGCCUCCCUUUACUGUAAGGUGGAGAGCUUCGCCCGGGACCCCCAACGCUUCCCCCUCCCGCAGCGCCCCGCCGAGGAUGGGGCAUGCUGGGACACAGCCUACUUUGAUGUUCUGCUCAGCCAG